Messenger RNA from Actinia tenebrosa (Australian red waratah sea anemone), 1289 nucleotides. RefSeq names its product glutathione S-transferase. Lineage: Eukaryota; Metazoa; Cnidaria; Anthozoa; Actiniaria; Actiniidae. Gene Ontology annotation, biological process: glutathione metabolic process. Gene Ontology annotation, molecular function: glutathione transferase activity. The record is from RefSeq and is a predicted model, not a curated record.
UUAUUCAAGCGUUGGAAAAGAGGUCAGCCACGCACCCCCGUGUUAUGACUGAAAACCCCUCUGCAUUAAUCCCCGACGCGCAGAAGUCACGAAAACCUCUUCCCGUCGUCUUGCACCCUGCCACGCGAGUUCUGUGUCAUUUCGUUAUUCUACUUACAAUGUCGGAGAAACCCGAAUUCAAGCUCUUCUACUGGCCUGGGAUGUUAGGAAGAGGGGAGUUCGUACGACUUCUUUUCCUUGAAACACAAACACCUUUCGAAGAUGUGUUUAAAGACAAGAGUUUCGAGGAAGCCAAGCAAAUGGGAUAUGGUAGAGGCCAGAAGCAUUUUGCCUUCCCUGUGAUUGAACACGGUGAUAUCGUGAUUAGCCAAACGCCUGUGAUAUGUCGAUAUCUGGGAAAGAAACUUGACCACGGUAGAUUGUAUCCAAACACGGAGAAAGAUCGUUUACAAGCCGAAGUGCUGAUGGCUGGAGUGGUGGAUGUGGUCGAGGAAGGCUGCAGAGCGUGGCACCCUAUCGACUAUAACGCAGACUACGACUCGCAGAAAGAAGAAGCAAAGCCUUUUAUUGAAUAUUACAAGACAAAGCGACUACCAAGGUGGCUGGAUUUCUUUGAAACUACUUUGAAAGAUAACUACUUGGCGAAUGGAGAGUUAGUGUUCGUGGGAAAGCAAAUCUCCUGGGUUGAUUUUUGCAUAUUUCAUUUUGUUGAUGGGAAUAUGUUUCAAUUUCCUGAGUUGUUUGAUAAAGAGAAUACACAUUUAAAGAAGUUCCAUCAAGCAAUAAGAGAUAGGCCUAAUAUCAAAACCUGGUAUUACUCUGAUGCACGACCUAAGAAUAAUCACACCAUAUUCUAAUUCGUAAUACUCUACAAACAAUGUUGCGUGACCAGUGUGACAUUUCGCUUAGUUCGGAACACUAUUGAAAAUCUGCAACUGGCAAUAAACAGUUUCAGUUAGUAAUAAGUAAUCUAAAUAUUUCUGUGUAAGUAAUUUAGAUGUUUCACUAGUCUGAUGCAGGGUCGUAGCCAUCGGUACGGUUGGUGCAGUUAUAACCAGACCACUUUUUACAACCAGAACUACUUUCCUUCUUCAAAGAAAAAUAUCUAUUAUUAUCUGAGAAAAAUCGGACUCUUAAAAAACCGGACUGCUUUCCAAAUGGUGGCUAUGGCCCUGUGAUGUAGCUCAAGUAAGUUACCUUGUUCAUGCUGGAUGCGAAAUCACAUUUGUAUUAUAGAUAGGAAAUAUUUUUUUUCGUUGAUUAAAGUGAAAAACGUUUUUGUCUGGAAA